This is a messenger RNA of Malus domestica (apple), 1021 nucleotides long. RefSeq names its product NDR1/HIN1-like protein 26. Gene Ontology annotation, cellular component: plasmodesma; plasma membrane. The record is from RefSeq and is a predicted model, not a curated record. NCBI's taxonomy places the organism in Eukaryota, Viridiplantae, Streptophyta, Magnoliopsida, Rosales, Rosaceae. Gene Ontology annotation, biological process: defense response to other organism.
CGUCACCUCCCUCCCCUCUUGCUUAACCCUGGAAACCUCCUCUCUCUCUCUCUAACUCUCUCUUUCUCUCUUUCGCUCUCUCUCUCCCUCUAACUCUCUCUCUCUAAAUAUUUGUAGCUCCAAAUGUCUCAAGCCCUCACAAAAUCUCCUAAACACUGUGGCAACAAACACGGACUUAACAUUUGCAAGCUCUACAAGAAUCUUUUCUUACUAUUCUCUACAUUUGGCACCACAAUUCUCUCCAUAAUACUAGUCGUUUGGCUUAUCCUCCGCCCCACGAAACCUGAGUUCUCCCUCAAGGAAGCCGAUAUCUACCAGCUCAACCUCUUCAGCAGCUACCUCCUCAACUCCUCCGUCCAACUCACCCUACUUUCAAAAAACCCUAAUCAGAAAGUCGGGAUUUACUACGACGAGCUUCAAGUCUAUGCUGCAUACAAGGGCCAGCAAAUCACUGUCUACACCUCUCUUCCUCCGUUUUACCAAGGACAUGAAGACAGUAAUAUCUUGACAGCUUCUUUGGUGGGAAUCGGUCUGCCAGUGGGUCCCUCUUUCGGUUAUGAAAUGGGACGUGAUCAAACGGCUGGUAGACUGGUUUUGAAUCUCAAAGUGAUUGGACGACUUCGAUGGAAGGUCGGAGUUUGGGUUUCCGGGAAGUAUAGGGUCAACGUGGAUUGUCUUGCUGUCAUGGCUUUUGGUCCUGCUGCUCCAACUGGUCCUCUCACUACAAGGCAAGGGACUCAGUGUUCUACCAACGUCUGAAUUGCGAGAGAAACUUACCUACAUCAUGCUUGGGAUAACGCCGCAGUGGCAUAGAGAAGUUCUUCCCGGGACUACAAAGACUACUUCGUACUACUAACGUAUAUGUGUUGUUUGGUUCUUGAAUAUUUGCUUGGUCAUGUUUGUUGAUCUUUUGUUCUGCGCUUAAGUGCUUGUAAAUUUGUAACAAUCAUAUGAUUGAUAUAUAGGACUGGAAGUAAUGAUCAUAUAUGAGUGAGAAUGAUAAGCUUGCUUAAUUGUACCA